GUUACAGUAUGAAGACAUAAAAUAAUUAUAAAAUGGAGCGGGAAUUAAAACAGGAGGCGUCAAGAAAAAAUGAAUUGAAACAACCGCCGACUGGAUAUAAUCAGUUAGAGAACUUAGACGUCAAAGAAGGGGCAGAUUCUAAGAAUGGAGAAAUGAAACAAGCAGGUAUUUUACAAGUAAGAGAUCAAGAAAUAAAAGAGGAUAGUUGCACUUCAGAAUAUGAAACUAAAGAAGUGAUGAAUGAAAUAGAUGAUGAUGUAAAACAAUCCCUAAACGCAAUAGACCGUGAAAUGAAACAAGGUAUUGAAAUAAAACAAGGGGCUAUAGCAAGCCUUGCUGGAGACUGUCCUAAAAUUAAUCUACCUCCAAGAUCGGCAAUCAUUCCAACAAUCAAACAACGUCCUGACCCACGCUCCGAGCCUCGUGCUGAACCUCGCCUUGAGCCAUAUUCUGAGACAAAUUUUGACCAACAUUCUGAGGCAAUUUUUGAGCCACAUUCUGAACCAGUGAUCGAACCAUGCUUGGAACCUCGUCUGGAACCACGUCCUAAACUGCGUCUUGAGCCACGUCCUGAGCCAAGUCUGGAGCCACGUCCUGAGCCAAGUUUUGAGCCAUGUCAGCCAUGUCUUGAGCUCCGCCCUGAGCCACGUCCAAAAUUGCGUCUUGAGCCACGUCCAGAACCUAGUCUUGAACCUCACUAUGAAUUGUUCAAAGAAACAUUACGGACACGAACAUUAUCAUUAGACGAUAAAGACAGCAAGGAAGAGGGUCUCGGAAAAAAUGUCCAUGUUACCCAAGUGAGUAAGAUGCAAUGUCGAGUGACGAAAGUAUUAUCUGUACCUGUGAACAUAGAUGGCACUCAGGUCAGCGGGAAGAAACAUUUAACAUCACCCUUGGAGUCAUCAGUAUUGAACAGUAGAAAAAGUGCACAAAUGAAUCACAGCAGCAUUCCAGCCAAAACUAUCGAAAGACCUCUGUCUCCAUCUGUCCAAAGUGCUCCAGAAAUGAACACACAUAGUAUUAGCAAACAUAGUAGGCCAACCCCAAUAGUAAUACACCCACAGUCUGACUACAACUCAUCCACAGAGAAAUUCCAACCUUUCAGUGCUUCUUACUUGGAGAAAUCUCAUUUCUCAACAGUUCUUGAUGCUGAACGAUCACAUUCAACAGGGGCAAUACGAACCUCGGGCUACAUCUCUCAAAGUCUGGGAUCUCCAACCAGCUUAUCAUACCUCGAAAAUUCUGAUAACUUACACCCGUUCAGUGCAGCAUUCCAUAAAACAUUCACGAAACAAGAUACAAAAAUCCCAGAUGUAUUUAUUAAUAAAGAUGAUGAUGAUGACGUUGCUGGCUUCACAGAAGAAAUGCUUCCGCAAUCAACGACUCAGAAGCUGUCAGUCUCAUUAAGGGUUGAGUCGGGGGUGUCGCAAGACUUCGACGAUGACUCUGAUGAAGGUGCCAGUGAGAUGAGAAUGAGAUCUUGGUCAGAAGGCCACCAGAGCCGUGUAGCUCGCACUGACCAUCGUAAGAGCUAUGACAGUUGCCGUUUAUCUUACUUAGGGGCCAUGGGGGAUGAGAAGCCGGUAUUGCCAGGGGUGACAGUCAAAGCAGCCCCCACCCAUCAGCUUGCCCAACUGAGCUUAGACUGCUUUGGUGAUGAGGGCGAACUGGCUGACAGCUCAGAUUUUCCACGUGUCCUGUUCCUAAUGCACAAAUGGUUUAUGACAUCAGAGGACCUGGCCCAGCAGUAUAUCAAUCUGUUUAACAGUGGUACAAAAUUUGUGACGUGUCCCACAAACUGUGAUCACGAUGUACGCAAUGAUCAAUGCCCCUUGAAUAUCUUCAAAUUAAGGAUCUGCCAUGCAUUAAGUUAUUGGAUUAUGACAUUCCCUGUCCACUUCGACCUUGAUGGUAACCUUAGCAACAUAUUGACCAAUUUUAAAAAUACUUUGACCAGUCAGGGAUACAAACUGUUGGCUGAACUUGUAGAUACAUCCAGAGUGCCAUCAUAUGAUUGGAUAAGAGCAGUUUCAGUGCGGAAUCCAAUGAAUCUGAGAAGGUCUCAAAAAGUGACGUUAGAGUUCAAUCAUCUUCAGCCCAAUGACUUAGCAGAGCAAUUGACAUUCCUAGAAUAUAAAGCCCUAAGACGAAUCACAUUCACCGACUUUAAGAACUAUGCAGUCCGUGUAUCACUGAAGGAUAAUCCAAAGUUGGAGCGUUCCAUAUCCCUGUUCAAUGGUCUCUCUCAGUGGAUACAAUGUAUGGUCCUUAGUAAGACUACCCCUCAACAGAGGGCUGAUAUCAUUGUCAAGUUUAUCAAUGUGGCAAAGAGAUUACGUGAACUGCAGAAUUUCAAUACAAUGAUGGCAGUGGUUGGGGGCCUGACACACAGCGCUCUGGCCAGAUUGGCUAAAACCAUGGCAUGUUUACCUUCAGAUGCUCAAAAGAUUUUACUGGAAUAUUCCGAAGUAUUAUCAUCCAACAAUAAUUUCAGUAACUACCGCCGUGUUUAUGGCCAGUGUAAAGGAUUCAGGAUUCCAAUUUUAGGGGUACACCUGAAAGACUUGAUCCUACUUCAUACAGCAUUACCUGAUUGGAUAGAGCCAAAUAUGCUGAAUUUCCGCAAGAUGGUUCAAAUGUCCGUCAUCUUCACUGAACUGAUGCACCUGCAGAACACCAGUGUUCCCAUAGAGGCCAACAUGGACCUGGUUAAUACACUAAGGUUAUCUCUGGACAUGCAUUAUACAGAGGAUGAUAUUUAUGAGCUAUCACUUGCUAGAGAGCCAAGAAAUUCAUUGUCUUCCCCAAGCACUCCUACAAAGCCAGUCGUAUUUGCAGACUGGAUUGCCGGAGUAAGCCCCCCAGAUACUGAGAUAAUCAACAAACAUGUUCACGACAUGGUCGAAGCUGUCUUUAAGAACUACGACCAUGAUAGAGAUGGUUUCAUUUCACACGCUGAGUUUGAAGCAAUUGCUGGCAAUUUCCCAUUUAUAGACUCUUUCUGUGUGCUGGAUGCAGACCAAGAUGGUAUGAUAAGCAAGGCAGAGAUGAAGACUUAUUUUAUACGUGCCAACUGCCAUGCAGUGAAAAGUUCAUUUAAGCAUGACUUCCACGAAUUCACCUAUUUUAAGCCAACAUUCUGUAUACACUGCACUGGCCUGCUAUGGGGUCUCAUAAAGCAGGGCUGGAAAUGCAAGGAGUGUGGGAUAAAUGCUCACAAACACUGCAAGGAUUUAGUCGUCAUGGAAUGCAGGCAUAAAGCACACUCCGGGGUCCUCUCCAGAAAUUCAAUAAGUACAGGUCAACACAACAUCACUGCGUCCUCCAAACGUAAAAUGUCUCAACGCCAAAAAAGGUCAAGGUCACACAAGGGGGUGCAGACGGAUGAGACAUUGGUAGGGAGCCCCAACCUUGCUGGCUCUCAGUCAGAAUGUAAGGAGACUGAGGAGGUGCUCAGUAGUAACAAUUUGAAUAAUGCUGAUACAGAAUUCUUUGAGGAUCAACAUGUGGUAUAUGACCGCAUGUUGAAGGCAGAAGAGGAAAGAGAUAAGAUGAUCGCAGAUAAGAAUCAACUUCAGAGUAAGCUGAAUGAGGCGAAUGACCAGAUAUCCACGCUGAAGGGUCAUAUUGGUACAAUACGCCAACACACUGUAACUUUUAUACUUGAUCAGAUGGAUACAUUACACAUGCAGCGUGAUACAGAGGUGUAAUCCAGCAGAGAUGCUAUUAGUGUAAUCCAGCAGAACUUCACAACAAUGUGGGAGUUAUGAUAUUAGAGGAUAAAAUAUGAAUGUACUUAUUGUACAUGCAAUCAACUCAUCAGUCAGAAGUUUUAUAAUUAUAACAAACUAUAUGCUAUAUAUUUCAUAGCGAAAACUUUUCCGACCAAUAGUAUGUGCUGCACUCUGUUGGUCAAAGAAGGAGGGAUAAAUGCCCCCUGGAACCGAAAGGUUCAUAUAGUUGCUAAAUGAUAUACAGGCUAACAUUGGAGGUUCAGUAUAAGCUAAGAUAGAGUCUGUUGAGACCUAUGGGAUAAUUAUCCAUUAAGCUAAAUAUUCACUCAGAUAGAGCUCUGUUAGGGCACAACUCAAAUGGAAACAUACAUCAAUCAGUGGACCAGAACCCUCCAGUAACCAAAGAUGAAAAAUGGUGCAAGUGUUUGCUACAAGUACAUACAUGGUAGUGUUUGCUACAAUAGAAAAAGUGUUUGCUACAAGUAUGUACAUGUUUGCUUCAAGUAAAUAAGUGUUUGCUACAAAUAGAGAAAGUGUUUACAACAAGUAAAUAGAACUAAGAGUUUACUUCAAGUAGGUAAAGUUCUAUAAGUAGAUACAUGUUUGCUACAAAUAAAUAAUUGUUUGCUACAAUUG
Molecule: messenger RNA, 4370 nt
Organism: Owenia fusiformis
Lineage: Eukaryota; Metazoa; Annelida; Polychaeta; Sabellida; Oweniidae
Source: the annotation of a GenBank genome assembly